ACACCGCGAUAAAUCUUAUGCGGAUUGAAUAAAAAUUAAAGAGAAAAAUGUGAAUGUCCUGGCAGUGUAACCGAAAACAAAAGAAAAAUUAAAGAGAGUUGUCUUUAAAAAGAAAAAUCUUAAUAUUGUACGCGUGUCGUGUUAACAAACUUAGAUUAUUCCUAAACUACCCUGAAUAUUUCUGUUAUAUGAGGGAGGACCCCCCUUCUUGGCAGUGCAGUCAACAUCAUUCACACCAACAAUGGCUUCUUCGAUCACAUUCUCCUGCCUCUUCCUCUCUCUCCUAUCUCUCUCCACCGCUUUAUCAUCUCCAGAUCUCCACCGCCCAUCUCUGUCCUCCGGUGACGUCCACGAUCUCCUCCCUCGCUACGGAUUCCCCAAAGGUCUUCUUCCCGAUAACGUCAAAUCGUACACUCUCUCCGACGGCGGGGACUUCACCGUCGACUUAAACACUCCCUGCUACGUCGACUUCCCCGGUCAAACCGUUUUCUACGAGAAGAAGAUCGCCGGGAAGCUCAGCUUCGGAUCUGUGAAAGACGUGGAAGGAAUCAAAGCUAAAGAACUUUUCAUCUGGGCAUCGAUCACCGCCAUGAAAUCGGAUCCAAGCUCUGGAGAUAUUGUCUUCUCCGUCGGAUUCGUAUCCAAGUCUUUGCCGGCGUCUAUGUUCAAUAAUGUUCCCUCUUGCUCCAAAAAACUUAGUCUUGAAUCUUAAAUCAAUCAACUUGAAGCUGUAAAAAACUCCUCCUUUUUUAUGUUGAUUAUGUAAUUCAUGAUAAAAGAUGUUAUCUUUCGAAUUUGAUUCGAACUAUAUAUAUGUAAGACUUGAGAUUUACAAAUCAAAGAAAACAAAAUGUCAAUAA
Brassica napus (rape) is the source of this 860-nucleotide messenger RNA. RefSeq lists its product as uncharacterized. The transcript has a single exon. The coding region runs from base 242 to 712 and encodes 156 amino acids. The record is from RefSeq and is a predicted model, not a curated record. Lineage: Eukaryota; Viridiplantae; Streptophyta; Magnoliopsida; Brassicales; Brassicaceae.